AUGGAUGACACUCCGAGCAAAAAUGGUGCCUCCCAGCUCUCUCAGCUUUGGGAAGCUAAUGCCACAGUGCGACGUCGUGCAGCUACAUACGUCAUGGUGAAGUUGCCGCCCAGUGGCCGGAUUGAUCGUGCUUGUGUCGAACUCAAUGAAGAAGUCCUGACACCCAUCGUCCAAGAGUUGGGGGCACGAGUUGGGGUCGAUGUACUCGAAGAGCACGUGUAUUCCCUCUACAAGCUGAUGAAGAUGGCACUUUCAAGUGCGCAGGCAUCUGCUUUGGCCUGGUCUUUGAAAAGGCUGGUUUCGGUCUUCAAGAGAUCGAUCUCCCGGCCCCACAGGCCCAGGUCGCCUGUGAUCAGAAAUAUCAUGCAAGCUGCCGGGAUCCCGGUACCAGCCCCUACCGCCGAUGAUGAUGAAAGCACCGACUAUCACGAAGAUGGCGAUGAGGGAGAGGAGGAGGAAGAGUUGGAGGUGGACCCUCCAAUGGAUAUCGAACUGAAACCGGAAGAUGCAAUCGAGGAUGCUGCUAAGGCGGAUGCACCCCUGCUCACCCUCGCGCCCCCCCUCAAGAAAGCAAGAACGAAGUCUCUCGAGGAGGGCUCUGCAGAGGCUGGCGCAGGUCCCCUGAAGCCAGUGCCGACGGAGCCCGAACAGGCUGUUUGCAGCGAGCAUGCAAGUCCGACCUCCACGACUGCCCCGGUCCCCGAGCAUCGGCCUCCCACAGACCCCAGUACUGCCCCUGCUGCAAUGACUACUGCUGUUGUCCCAGCUGGCACCAUCACUGAUGCAACCCCCCCCGAGCCCAAUGAUGGUGGACGUGGUGCCCACAAAGCCCGGAUGAAGAAAUUGAGAGCAAUUUUGGAGAGCGGCAAGAAAGCGAAGCAGGAUGUUGAAGCAGGUCGCUCGAGUGGCGUCCACGUGGUCGUCUUAAUCAGCGAGGAUGUCGCGGAGUGCCAGGCCUGUGGACUGACCGGUUCCAUUGAUAUGUUCAACACGAUGGAGUGUUCUGGGGCGCGGUUGGCAAAGAUUCGGGAACUUGAGAGGCUCCGGGAGUUCAAGGAACAGUUGAUUGCCCAAAAGCGACAGCGACUGUAUGAGCUCGAGAAGAUUGGUAAGAAAGCAUCUGACGCCCUGCCUGAUAUCCCCUCAAAUCGCACUGACAAUCUGGAGACGCAGGCAUGGAUGGAGGAUGCGCAGCCUCCGUACGAUCCGCUGUGCAAGUCUUUGUCUUUUGAAGAAGCCAUGGAUGAGUGUGAACCCUUGAGUGAUCCCGAUCCUCUCCUGAGUGUGGGUGGCCCGACACGCGAAACCCUGCCCAGCAGGAAGGAGAAAACUGAGGCAUGCGACAAGGGCCAGGAGAAACCUGAGGCAAGCAACAAGGGCCACACGAAACCGGAGGCAGGCGACAAGGACCAGGAGAACCCUAAAGCUUGCGACAAGGGCCUCGACAAGGUACCAGCUCACUCCCCCAAGAAGGCCCUGAAGCCUGAGGCAUCGCUUCCUGCAAAGCCUGCCUGCAUGCAUAAGAUUCCUGCUUCUAUGUCACCCGAUGAGCAGAUGGGUCGCAAAGCCAAGUGUGAGAAGGAAACGGCUGAAGCCGACGAGGAGGAGGAGGAACAGGAAGAGGGUGAGGAGGAUGUCGAGAUGGGCGAAGGCAGCCAGGAUGACGAGGAUGAAUGUGAGGAGGAUCUGGACGGAGAGGAAAUGGAGGAGGAGGAGCAGGAUGGCGCAUCAGAUGAGGAGAAGCCAGCGAAGCGACCAGCAGCCAAGAUCGCCAUGAAGAAGGCACCCAAGGCGAAGGCCAAGGCAAGUUCCAAAGGAAGGGGAAAGGGAGGAGCCAAAGGCAAGCCCAAGGCAAAGGGGAAGGCAAAGGGCAAGGCAAAAGCAAAGAGCUCACCAAAGGCACCCAAGAAGAAAACUGAUGAUGAGAUGAAGAAGGUUAAAAGCAGAAAGUCGGUGGCCUACCACAAGGCGCGGGCCGAGGCACUCUCUGCAGGAAUGUCGGUGGAGGAGGCAUCCGAGAUCGGCAAAGAGGCUACUUGCCUUAAUCGGUUACACCCCAGUCUCCAAAGGUGCAAAUCCCAAAGCAAUCCAUUGACAAAACAUGAUAGAUCUCUUUCUAAAGCCCCUAAACCCCUAAACCCGUAA
This is a messenger RNA of Symbiodinium sp. CCMP2592, 2145 nucleotides long. NCBI's taxonomy places the organism in Eukaryota, Dinophyceae, Suessiales, Symbiodiniaceae. The record is from the annotation of a GenBank genome assembly.